UUUUAUCAACGUCAGUAUUUGUAAAUUUUUUAGUUGAUGAUCAUAAAAAUUAAUAAAAUUAAAAAAUAUAAAUAAAUUAAGUGUUAGUUUACAAUAAAUAUUUUACAAUUUAUUUGUUUACAAGGGAUAUAAACAACGUCUAUAUAUGAAAAUGAAAAAAACUUGGGUAAAGCGGGAAAAUAUAUAUUAUGUCCCUUUUUAUAAACAAAAAUCAAAAAUGUUACUUUUGGGCAUAUUUCUACUUGGAAUUAUAUUCUUUGUAUACCAAGCUGUUUCCAUAAAUCAACUGCCAAAUGCUAGCACACCAUGGUCAUUGGAAGGUACUGUACAGGGUCUAAAAAGGAAACACAAACAAAUACAAGCGUCAUUGGGUAAAAAACAAACUGAUAAUGAUUCAGGGGGAGGUGGUGGCGCAUACGACGAAGGUGGCGGUAAUGGUGAUAAUGAAGAUGCUAACUUAUCACCAGAUACUAUAAAAAUUAUAAGAGGUAUUCGACUUUUUGAUUAUGACUCUUAUAAACCUAAUUUCGAGGGCAAAUUCCGAUGCUUAGACGGAAGCUUUGAAAUACCAUUUGAUCGCGUCAAUGAUGAUUAUUGUGAUUGUGUACACGAUGGCAGCGAUGAGCCAAGUACAAAUGCCUGCAAUAAUGGCCGUUACUAUUGUAAAUAUCAAAAACGUCAUAUUACAGGAAGAGGACGUGAUAUUUUCGUACAUAGUAGUCGAGUAAAUGAUGGAAUUUGUGAUUGCUGUGAUGGCAGUGAUGAGUGGAAGGGAACCAAAUGCAAAAAUAAUUGUUUAUAGAAGUAAUAGAACUGAGUUUCUUACACAAACACACACACACUAGUUGUAAGUAGUUAUUUAUUUGUUUUAAUUUUCAUUUAAAAAUAAAUCUGAAAGAAGUUUUAUUUCAAGUCAUUGAAUGACUGUGAAAAUAUUGUAGCUACUAGGAUAAUUAAUUAACUUGCAUUUUUAAAUUGCUAAAUUUAUUGUUUUUAAAAAAAUUUUGUUUUUUUUUAGAAUUUAUUACAAUAAUUUUAAUUUUAAAAAUUCUAUAAGUUUAAAAUUAAUUUUAAUUCAUAACUAUAGUAACGACACCAAAUUGUGUAGUGUUUUAUUUUAGUAAAUAAAGGUCUCAUGUGUUAAAUGGAAAAAAGAAUGAAGACAUUAGAAUUGUUUAUGAAAUUAUAUGAAAAUAUUUAUGAAAUUUAAAGGAUUCAUGUUUUAUUUUUUUUUUAGCUACAAACCCUUGAGCUAAAGAUAUAACAAUUUCAAAUAAUUUAUAAAAAAUCUUAUCAAAAAUGAAUAAUUAAAUGAUUAAAAUUUUUAAUUUGAGAAAUUUGUUUCUAUAAUUUUUAUAUUUUCUAAAAAAAGUGUAAUUUUGUAUUUUCUUGUAAACAUUAAAAAAAAUCAUCACAACGAAUACUUGUUUAGUCUAUUGUAUUGUAUUCUAAACAUGAAGAAGUGCAAAAAUAAAUUUUAAGUUUUAGUUAUGAAUGGUUUUGAGCUAUUUGUAUGAGAAUGAUAUUAAAAUUAUUUUUUCCUAUAUUUUUUAGUAUAGCGUUUAAAAAUAAUUUAUAUUUUUAAGAUUUUUUAUAUAAUUUGUAAAAUACAAACUAAAAAGUUUUUUUAAAGAAAAUCUUUUUUUAAAUAAAGUUUUUAUAUAAAAAUUAAUUUUUUGUUUUAAUAUAGUAAAAUUUAUAUAACGUUUUCGAAUUCGGUAGCUACAUUUUCAUAAGAUAUUUUAAUAAGAAAAGUUAAAUUAAAAUGCAGAAUAUUUAGGUUGUUAAAACAGAAAAUUUCGAAUUGAAAUACAAAAUGCCAGCGACUUGUUGGAAUAGCUGCAGAUCAUAAUAAAUAUGUGGUUCUCAUAGUAUAUUUUUGUUGUUAUCUGUACAUUAACUGUUGACUUUUCUAAAGUAUUAAGCAUCGAAUUUGUUAUCCCGUUUUAGGGAUAUAUUUGAUUCUAUUAUGUCAUAUGAAAGACCUGUCUUGGGACGUUAAAAAUUUUUGGAAUAAUAUCUAUAAUUGAUUAGUGAAUAGUUAGUUACUUAUCUUUUUCCGCUAUAGUUAUUAUCAUUGAAAAAUAAAACACUUUUUAUUUUGACAUACAUAUUUAAGUAGAACUUAAUGAAUAUGGAGUUGAUUUUAUUUAUUAUUAUUAUUUUUAUUAUUCAAAUAAUUUUAUUUGUUUUUUAUUUAGCUUUAGUUUUUAAUUUUAAAUCUUAAAGACUAACAUGUAUGUAUGUUUCAAUGUGUUUCUGUAUGUAUAUUAAGUUAAUGUUUAUGUAUAAUUUUUAUUUAAAUUCUUAUAGAUCGGGUGAAGAUGUAUUUUUUUUUAAAUUUUAAUAUAUAUAUUAUAUAUACUCUUACUAAUGUAUGCAGUAAUUAGAUAUAUAAAAUUAUAAACAAUUUAUAUUUA
Lucilia cuprina (Australian sheep blowfly) is the source of this 2420-nucleotide messenger RNA. RefSeq lists its product as uncharacterized. Gene Ontology annotation, cellular component: glucosidase II complex. Gene Ontology annotation, biological process: N-glycan processing. The record is from RefSeq and is a predicted model, not a curated record. Lineage: Eukaryota; Metazoa; Arthropoda; Insecta; Diptera; Calliphoridae. Bases 146 to 802 code for a protein of 218 amino acids. The transcript is spliced from 2 exons.